Messenger RNA from Lotus japonicus, 838 nucleotides. RefSeq lists its product as uncharacterized. The transcript has a single exon. The record is from RefSeq and is a predicted model, not a curated record. The coding region runs from base 142 to 531 and encodes 129 amino acids. NCBI's taxonomy places the organism in Eukaryota, Viridiplantae, Streptophyta, Magnoliopsida, Fabales, Fabaceae.
GACCCAUUUGGCCAUCCCUGUCACUUAAAGUGCCAAACAAUAGAGCCCCACCAUUACCUUCUUAUAUAUGUACAAAAGCUAGCAGUGGUUGUAGUCUUGUAGGAUCAUAUCCAAAGACAUCAAAGAGCUUCAAUCUUUUUUAUGGAUUGGAAUAAGGGUCAUGGGGAUUUUUCUUCUUACAUUCAUUUUGAGGUUACAGGGGACUCUGAAGCUGACUGUGAUCCUGUGAUGGGUGAUUAUGCUUUUGAAUUAGCCAGAUCAGUAGAUAAUGUUGAUGAUGAUGCUCUGUCUUGCAGCUAUGAUGAAUCUGAUGGAUCUGGUGUUUAUAAUGCUGUUGAAGUUGAUCAACUCCAUGAACAUCAUGAGUCAUGUGAUGAGAUUGAGGAAGAUGUUGUUUAUGGAAGAUCAUAUUGUGAAGAUGAUGAGAUGCAAGAACACCACAAGUCCUAUGUGUCUUUCGAUUCAGGCCAUGACGUGUUGGAUGAGAUGGAAAAGAACAGGCUCUUCUGGGAGGCUUGUUUGGCAUCUUGAUUGUAUUGGUGGGGAUUUUUUUUUUUUCAGUAUGGUCACCUAAUUUCGACCAGAAUGUGUGCUCAAAACCAAAGAUCUUCAUAAGAAUGUUACUGAGGAUCGAACUUUCAUCUUAGGAGUUCCAUGUUCUGAUGCAUAUUUGCCGAAUGUUUAAUAUUCUGGGGUUAGCUUAGCUUAAUUAGAAUAAAUCAAUAAUAAUAGGAACUUCCAAUGUUACUUAGUUGCUUAAAUCUGAUGCAGCUAACUAUUUUGUUCUGGCUGUAUUUUGUGAUUUUCGUUAAUUGAAAUGUAGAUAAGAUAUGUUAUU